AUGGCGCCUUGGAUCGACCUGCCGUAUGAGAUUAGAGACGUCACCCCUGAAGAAGACAAGAUAAUCAAGAAAUGUCUUAUUGGAUAUACGAAGCCAUUCGUCAAAUGCGGAAAAAAUGGAUAUGUUAUGCCCGCUGCGUUCAGAAAAUACGCUGAAACAAUUUACAAUUUGGAGGUACGCCCUGAUGACAUUUGGGUGAUAACGUUCCCAAGAUCAGGAACGACUUGGACACAGGAAAUGGUAUGGUUGAUAGAAAACGACUUAGAUUUCAAAGCCGCCAAAGAAAAGCCGCUGUAUGCAAGAUUCCCGAUGUUGGAGACUACAGUGCAAAUACCUAGAGUGGCUUUCGAAUUAAUAAAAGCGAAUUUUAUGAAUUUAGCUUACUUCCAAGGCUUGAGUAAUGCAGUAAGGAAUCCUAGUUGGAAGACUAUAGCAGAAACACCAUCACCACGAUUUAUCAAGACACACUUGCCGCUUUCUCUUCUACCACCAAAACUACUGAGCACAGCUAAAGUAAUAUAUGUGGCGAGAGACCCUAGAGAUGUGGCCGUGUCCUAUUAUUAUCUACAUAAGAUGAUCCUAAAAUCCUUAAUGAGGGCAAAUUUUUGUCACUUUUGGGAAGCAUUUAGAAGAGACCUAUUACCAUGGACACCAAUUGUAGCACAUACGAAUGAAGCUUGGGAAAAUAGGCAUAACCCGAAUCUCCAUUUUAUGUUUUAUGAAGAUAUGAUUAAGGACCUUCCAAAAGAAAUUCGUGCGGUAUGCAAGUUCCUGGAUAGAAAGUACUCCGCUGAUAAAAUUGAACAGCUAGCUGACUACCUGAGUUUCAACAGUCUUCGAAAGAAUAAAAAUGUAAAUAACACCACCGGUAAAAAUGGCGAUGUACAGUUUCUUAGAAAAGGCGAGGCAGGUGGUUGGAAAACACAUUUUGAUGACAAAAUGAAACUGCAGGCCGAAGAAUUUCUGUCUAUACGUCUUCGAGGCCUCGAUCUCUCUUAUCCUUCAUUUCCUCUCUAUGAAACUGAGUGUUCGCACUUAUAA
This is a messenger RNA of Parnassius mnemosyne (clouded apollo), 1041 nucleotides long. The record is from the annotation of a GenBank genome assembly. NCBI's taxonomy places the organism in Eukaryota, Metazoa, Arthropoda, Insecta, Lepidoptera, Papilionidae.